Messenger RNA from Vitis vinifera (wine grape), 1908 nucleotides. RefSeq lists its product as uncharacterized. Bases 97 to 1908 code for a protein of 603 amino acids. The record is from RefSeq and is a predicted model, not a curated record. Lineage: Eukaryota; Viridiplantae; Streptophyta; Magnoliopsida; Vitales; Vitaceae. The transcript has 2 exons.
GAUAUUUGAUAAUGUGAUAUGCAUUUUUUUUUCAAAUUUUUUUCUUAAUUUAAUUAUAAUUAUUUUAUUGUGGAGUAUAGAUAAUUUGUUUGCAAGAUGGAUAAUGAGAGUGAAACUCAAGUGGACUCUAGUGCAAGUGGAAGAAGAGAUCCGGGGUGGAAAUAUGGUCGUUUGGUUAAUGAAAAAGAUUUGAACACCAUCAUAUGCAUUUUUUGUGAGAAAGUAACCAAAAAAGGCAUCUAUAGACACAAACAACAUCUUGUUGGUGGAUAUAGAAAUGCUAAAAAGUGUAGAAAAUGUCCGGAACAUGUUAGAGAAGAAAUGGAAGAGUAUAUGAGUUCCAAGAAAAAUCAAAAAGAGCAAAUGAAUAUGGGGAGCGAAUAUGUUAAUGAAGAUUUGUUUGGUUUGGAAGAUGAAGAUAUUGGUGAGGAGAUUAAUAGUAGAACGAAUGUCACCAACAUUUCUAGUGGAGGUAGUAACCGAGGAGGAAGUGGUGGUAGGACGUUUUCUUCAAAAAAACCAAGACAAAAAGGUCCUAUGGAUCAUUUUUUCACUCCUAAUGCAGAGAUGGUUGUUCAAAAUCAAAGGAGUGGAAAGAUGCAUCAAACUACCAUCAAUGAUGCCUACAAAAAGGAAGCAAGAGAAAGAGCUUGCACGCUUAUCACAAGAUGGAUGUAUGAGGCUGCUAUUCCAUUUAAUGCAGUCACAUAUCCGAGUUUCCAACCAAUGAUUGAGGCUAUUGGCCAAUAUGGUGUGGGUAUGAAGGGACCAACUUUUCAUGAGGUAAGAGUUACCAACCUUAAGAAAGAAUUGGCUCUCACAAAAGAUUUGAUGAAAGAUCAUAUGGUGGAAUGGGGGAAAAAUGGAUGUUCAAUUAUGUCGGAUGGAUGGACCGAUAGGAAAGAGAGAACUUUGGUGAACUUUUUGGUUAAUUGUUCAAAGGGAACCAUGUUCAUGCAAUCCAUUGAUGCUUCUUCAAUGAUUAAGACGGGAGAAAAGAUGUUUGAGUUACUUGACAAAUGGGUAGAGCAAGUUGGUGAAGAGAAUGUUAUUCAAGUUAUAACAGAUAAUCACUCAAGUUAUGUGAUGGCAGGGAGGUUGUUAGAAUUAAAGCGUCCACAUUUGUAUUGGACACCAUGUGCUGCACAUUGCCUUGACUUGAUGUUGGAAGAUAUUGGAAAGCUACCAAACAUCAAGAGGACAUUGGAGAGGGCUAUAUCACUAAAUGGGUAUAUUUAUAAUCGCUCAGGGCUACUCAACAUGAUGAGGCGGUUUACUGGACAAAGGGAAUUGCUUAGGCCUGCUAAGACUCGGUUUGCAACUGCUUUCAUCACAUUAUCGCGAUUGCAUGAACAAAAAAACAAUUUGAGGAAGAUGUUUACAAGCUCAGAUUGGUCAGAUAGUAAAUGGGCAAAAGAGCAGAAGGGGAAAACUAUAGCCAACAUAGUUCUAAUGCCUUCAUUUUGGAACACUAUUGUGUUUUGCUUAAAGGUUUCGGGUCCCCUAGUUCGUGUGCUUCGUUUGGUUGAUGGUGAAAAAAAAGCUCCUAUGGGAUACAUCUAUGAGGCCAUGAAUAGAGCUAAGGAUGCAAUUGUGAGAAGUUUUAAUGGAAAUGAAGAGAAGUACAAAGAAAUCUUCAACAUCAUUGAUAAGAGGUGGGAGAUUCAGCUUCAUCGGCCUUUGCAUGCAGCAGGGUACUUUUUGAACCCGGAAUUCUUCUAUGAUAAGCCAGAAAUAGAGCAUGAUGCCGACAUUAUGAGUGAUUUGUAUAAAUGCAUCUUAAGGCUAACAAGAGACCCUGCUAAGCAAGAAAAAGUUGUGGCCGAAGUGAGUUUGUUCACAAAUGCCCAAGGACUAUUCGGGAAUGAGUUAGCUGUUAGGACAAGAAAGACUAGAGCGCCAGGUUAG